Molecule: messenger RNA, 1479 nt
Organism: Peronospora farinosa
Lineage: Eukaryota; Oomycota; Peronosporomycetes; Peronosporales; Peronosporaceae
Source: the annotation of a GenBank genome assembly
AUGGCAUCGUACAAUGACAUGAAGCGACAUAAAGUGAACCAGUCAAUUCUUGUGAGUGGUGAAUCAGGUGCUGGGAAGACAGAGACUACAAAGAUUCUUAUGAAUCAUUUAGCUUCUAUUGCUGGAGGACUCAAUGAUUAUACGAUCAAGAAGAUUAUUGAAGUAAAUCCAUUGCUCGAGUCAUUUGGUAAUGCCAAGACAGUGAGAAAUGACAAUAGUAGUCGAUUUGGUAAAUUCACACAGCUCCAAUUUGAUAGUGCUGGUAUUUUAGUAGGAGCAAGAUGCAGGACGUAUUUGCUGGAAAAGACCCGUGUAAUUUCUCACGAAGAAAUGGAGCGAAACUACCACAUUUUCUAUCAGCUUCUAGCUGCAAAUGAUAGUAAGGAACGGUGGUUCUUGGAGGACGUGAACAAGUGUUAUGCUUAUACGGGUGCAAACAAAACCAUUAAAAUUGAGGGCAUGUCGGACAGCAAACACUUUGAACGCACGAAAACGGCACUUGGACUUAUUGGUGUCACGAAGGAGCAGCAACAAGUGCUUUUUGAGGUGCUUGCAGGCGUGAUACACCUUGGCCAGUUAGAAAUUCAGUCAAAAAAUAAUAACGAAGAGUCAGAAAUUGUGCCCGACAAUCAAGGGGCGAAAAACGCGACCAAACUGUUGGGUAUUUCAACCGAAAAUUUGGAGAAAGCUUUGUGCUCCCGGCAGAUUGCAGUCGCUGGGGAUAAGGUUACUGCCUUUCUGAAGAAAGAUCAAGCAGAGGAGUGUAUUGGCGCACUCUCUAAGGCGAUUUACUCCAACGUCUUCGAUUGGCUAGUAGAAACGAUCAACACGUCCCUGGAGAAUGAUAAGAAGAUGCGCUACCAUGUAGGUAUUCUCGAUAUCUUCGGCUUUGAGCACUUUAAGCAUAAUUCUUUUGAGCAAUUUUGCAUCAAUUACGCGAACGAGAAAAUUCAGCAGAAGUUCACUCAGGACGUCUUCAAAACCGUGCAGAUUGAGUACGAAGCCGAAGGUAUCGUCUGGAGUCAUAUUAACUUUGCAGAUAAUCAAGAUGUCAUUUCGGUGAUUGAAGACCGUCUCGGUAUUAUUUCGCUGCUUAAUGAUGAAGUGAUGCGCCCCAAGGGUAAUGACGAGUCGCUCGUUUCUAAGCUUUCGACCAUCCACAAAGACGAGCUGGACGUUAUUGUGUUUCCUCGCACAUCGCGUACGCAAUUUACUAUUAAGCACUACGCUGGCACAGUUACGUACGAAUCACUAGGUUUCCUUGAGAAGCACAAAGAUGCUCUUCUUCCUGAUCUGUCCAACUUGAUGCGAGGAUCCUCGAAACAGUUUCUCCGGACGAUAUUUGUCGAAAAGGUUGGCAGUCCGGUCAUGUCACGAAAAAAAGCAACAGUAAUGCUCGAGGUAGUCGAGUUACAAAAGGUGCUCUGGCGGUGGCAAAUGUUGGCACCCAAUUUAAGGACAACCUUAACGAGCUCAUGA